Messenger RNA from Silurus meridionalis, 3030 nucleotides. RefSeq names its product coagulation factor XIII A chain-like. Gene Ontology annotation, biological process: blood coagulation, fibrin clot formation; peptide cross-linking. Gene Ontology annotation, molecular function: protein-glutamine gamma-glutamyltransferase activity. Lineage: Eukaryota; Metazoa; Chordata; Actinopteri; Siluriformes; Siluridae. The record is from RefSeq and is a predicted model, not a curated record.
CAUGACUGAUCAGGAGACCCCUGAGAAUACGGAGGUGCCCAUCACACCUGCUGUACGCCCCAAACAGGCAUCUCACCAGGGACGCAGAGUGGGCAAAAUCUCCAACUCCAACGGGAAUGAAGAGAUCGCAGAGUUUGAGCCUUUCAUGCUCAUGCCUAGAGGUCCCCCACCGCUUACUGAGUAUCUGGAUGUCUGGGAUGUCAAUAUGCUCAAACAGCCAUAUGAGGAGAACAAGCAGAGGCAUCACACACACCUCUACUCAAAUGACAACUUGAUCGUACGCCGGGCCCAGGAGUUCCUUAUCAAAAUCACCUUCAACCGUCCUUUCAAUCCUGGAAAGGACAAGUUUGCUAUUGAAUUUGCUAUUGGUGCUGGAGCACAGUACAGUAAAGGAACCUACAUCCCUGUCUUCCCGACUGCGGAGCGGCAGAGUGUGUGGCGUGGCCAGAUAGUAGAGAGCUCAGACAAUGUUGUCACCAUGGGCAUAACCCCCACGCCCGACUGCAUUGUGGGAAAGUACAGGAUGCAUGUUGCUGUGGUCACUCCAUAUGGCAUUCGGAGGACUAGGAGGGACCCAACAUUGGACACGUAUAUAAUCUUCAACCCCUGGUCAACAGGUGACACUGUAUACCUGGAUGAUGAAGAGGAGAGGGAGGAGUGUGUGAUGAAUGAAUUGGGCAUCAUUUAUCAUGGCGCGUACGAUGACGUGUCUGAACGUCCCUGGAACUAUGGACAGUUUGAGUUCGGCGUUCUGGAUGCGUGUCUGUUUAUCUUGGAUAAAGCUGAAAUGCCUCUCACUAACCGUGGAGAUCCUAUCAAAAUCAGCAGGAAGGGCUCAGCUAUGCUGAACUCACGUGAUGAUGAUGGAGUCCUGCUGGGAAACUGGAGUGGUGAUUACAUGUAUGGUGUGGCACCCACCUCCUGGACAGGCAGUGUGGAGAUCCUCCUGGACUAUGCUGGAAGUCGAGGACAAUCAGUUGGUUAUGCUCAGUGUUGGGUCUAUGCUGCAGUGUUUAAUACUUUUUUACGCUGCCUGGGUAUCCCUAGCAGAGUGGUUACUAACUUCUUCUCUGCUCACGACAACAAUGGAAACCUGAAGAUGGACAUUAUAUUGGAUGAAAAUGGCAAAGUGGACAGAAAUCACACCAAGGACUCCAUCUGGAAUUAUCAUUGCUGGAAUGAGUGCUUCAUGGCCAGACCUGAUCUACCUGAAGGCUUGGGGUGGCAGGUUGUGGAUGCUACACCACAGGAGACCAGUGACGGUAUGUACCGUUGUGGACCUGCAUCUGUGGCAGCCAUUAAACAUGGUCAAGUCUGCUAUCCUUUUGAUGCCCCAUUUGUGUUUGCAGAGGUGAACAGUGACUUGGUGUACUACAUUAGAAGCAAAGAUGGCACACUCGAACCAGUGAAGGUAAACACCAGUUAUGUGGGCCGCAUGGUGCUGACCAAAGCAGUACUGGAUAAAGGGAGGAGAGAUAUCAUCAACAAUUACAAGUUCCCUGAAGGCACUGCAGAGGAACGCAGGGUUCUGGAAAAAGCAGAGGAAUUUGGCUGUCAGCGGGAGAAGGCUGUUGUGUCUCAGGCAGAUGUGGAGGUAGAGAUUGUUACUCAGGAGGUGCAGCGGGGUGAUGAUUUUACCCUGGAGUUGCGAUUUACCAAUCGCAGCAGUCAGCAACGUGUAUUGGACAUUUACAUCAGUGGUAAUGUGGUCUACUAUACAGGAGUGCCGAGUGCUGAGGUCAUCUUCGAAACUCCAGUUGUAAAACUGGGGCCGCAGGAGAAUAAAACCGAAAAAGUUGUGGUGCGCGGUGAGGACUAUCAGAGUAAACUGGUGGAACAGGGGAAUCUGCACUUCAUCGCUACUGGGAAAGUGCAGGAGACAGGGCGAAUCAUAACCGCCAUGAGGGUUGUCAAUGUGCACAAUCCCAAACUUACUGUGCAGGUUACUGGUUCUGCCAAAGUGUCUGAAGAGAUGUAUGUGACAGUGGAGUUCACUAACCCCUUCAAAUUCAGUUUGGAAAAUGUGUAUGUGCGUGUGGAGGGCUCUGGCAUCAUGUCAAUCAAUACUAAACUGUACAGAAUAAUUGGUCCAGGCAGCUCGAUAAGUUGGACGGAGCGCUUCAGUCCUCGAAGGGCAGGAACCACCAAACUGAUGGCCAGCCUGGACUGUGCUGCUCUCAGGCAGGUGUAUGGGGAGGUGGAGGUCACCAUCAAGCCAUAAAGUCCUGUGAAAGAGGGACAGGACCUGUCUUUAUAAUGCUCAUGUUAACUAAAAAAAACAAUUAUAGUAUAUUUUUAAACCCGAAAAAUGUCUUAGAGCAAGCAACAUGUUACAUUAUUUGCCUUUGCACUUUUUGAAAAACAUGUAAGCAUAAUAGAGAGCUGGAUAUUAAAUAAAGCACAUUCAAAAAACAAUCAUCAUAUUUCAAAAUGCAAAUGGAAAAAAGACCAAAUUCUUUGACAGUAAAGAUAGUAAAAAGGCAUUAAAUCUGAAAAUAUAAUAAUUUUCAUCUGUAUUUUGGCAAAUCUUUUUUUUAUAUAAUGAUUUUAUAUAAUGAUGAACUUAUUGCAUGAAUUACUAACUAAAGUUACUUAGCCUUAGCUGUAUCAAGCAAGUUUAUAAUUCAUCUCCACCAGAGAUAUCUGUAGGCUCUAAUGUACCUGGGUCUAUUUACUAAUAAUACUAUAUAACUAAUACUAAAACUAAUAAAACUAUAUAAACAAACAUUGUAAAUCACAGUGACUAUGAACAUACACUAUUAUGGAUGAUGUAAAUACAUCUCACAACUCAAAAUACCCAUGUUAAUCUGACCCACAAGCAUCAUACAUGACUACAGCUAUUGUUGCAUUUCAUGGAAUGUGAAUCCUGAUUCAUAUAAUCAUCAAGGUUAAGUCAAAAGUGAUGAAUGGGUGAAAAAAUACUCAUUUAUUCUUCCUGCAUUGAGCUGUACAAGGCAUGUGUGUUUUAUUUGCUCGGAUUCUGUUGUGGUUGUCAAAUGUGGAAACAUUAAACGCCAUUAUGAAACUAAA